Messenger RNA from Procambarus clarkii (red swamp crayfish), 1567 nucleotides. The record is from RefSeq and is a predicted model, not a curated record. NCBI's taxonomy places the organism in Eukaryota, Metazoa, Arthropoda, Malacostraca, Decapoda, Cambaridae.
AGGAUAUUCGGGUGUGGGCGGUGCGGGCGCUGCGGCCUGGACAUCUCGCCCCAGGAGCUGGUUAUGAGGGCGCGACAUCAUGUCUUUCAUCUCCACUGCUUCACCUGCGCCUCCUGUCAUGUCCAACUUCAUAAAGGCGACCACUUCGGGAUGCGAGACGGAGCAGUCUACUGCCGCCCACACUACGAACUCAUCCUCCAAUCCGAGGCAGAAAUGGAGGCAGUGGGCGUGUCUGCGGGCAUGUCGUACCCGCCCCUCUCUCCGGCCACGCCCCGCCUCGCUUUCUACAACGGCGUAGGGGCGGCUCAGAAGGGGAGACCUAGAAAGAGAAAGUUACCGACGGAGGACUUGCCGCCCCUAACGCCUCUGACGCCUGGUAUGGGUAAGUAUCUCUUUCACUCACGGAUGGGAAAAUGUUUCUCAGUCCCGAUAUCGGUGGGGGCCAUCAACAUAUAGCUAAGUGUUAGUAAAUGCAGCAGCGUUCGAAAGCUGAUUUUCAGGUUUUAAUUUUAAUUCAUGUUUUGAGUGAUGGGAAAUAUGUCUCUAGUGGGCUUGAUAUUCUGUUUGUGAGGCUGUGAGUAUAUGAGUUUGCGUGCGUUCAUCUGUUGGUAUUUGUGUCUGUUUUUUUUGUGUGUGUAUGAAUGUCUGUAAUCGUUCUAAUACUUCAAUGGCUCAGCCAAUUUGGAUAAAUAAAAUGUAACCAUUCUUAUAAUGGGAUCAAUGUUCCAGCGGCCCGGUCUCUGACUAGGCCAAAGAAAGUUUUCUGCUGGACAAUUUUUUUUUUUUUUGCGGAGGAUUUCUCAGUAGCUAUUAUACAAACGUCUUAAUAGCGGUUCUUUAAAUUUUCUGUUGACCUUAGAACAUUAGUGGAACAUUCUCAGCCUUCAUAAGGUCAGUCUAGACCAUGAGUGCCUCUUGGCUCACAAAUCAAUAAACAUAAAAUGGAAAAGUCAAGUUCAGCCUGAGUUCAAUUUAGUUUAAGUGUGUAGAUACAUUCACAGUUGCGGACAUGUAUGUGGCUUUAAUAAAUAAACUCAUCUGUGAUACAAGGAGAUGCAACAGUUCCCAUUAUGUAUCCCCAUAUUACUGUUGGUAAUAUGGGAAUACAUAAUAAAUGCCAGACUACAGACACAAAACAGGAACUCACCACACUUCGAAAUAUUGAGGAAAUAAUAUUAAGCUUAAAUAUGAGCCUCUCCACAAUAUUACGACCAACACCAUUGGAUAUUAUCAGGCGGACAUAUUGUAGAAAAUAAAGGGACUAAGUAAAGAAAAAAACUAGCCAGGACAUAUAACAGAUAUUCAGUAAUGAUUCCAUGUAGGCAUCUCUAAUUAGAACUGGUCAAUGUGUGAAUUACAAAGGGUUGUAGAAUAUGAGAAAUUCUUUGGAGCAGGACGGCGUGAUCGAUCCAUGCAGCGUCCUGGUCCCCCCACCGGACGGCCCGCUGUAUAUAGCACGGUAUUGUGACCAGGCUGUGUAGUUGCAGGAUAUAUUGGUAACAGAUGAUGAAGUAAUGGGGCACCUGAGAGGGAGUUAGGCAGUUAGAAGGGAGUUAGAGUUAGAAAA